AUGCCUUCCGACAUGCGCCCACCCUACCACCGGCCCACCGAGGGCCGGUCACAUACGCCGUUGCUGGCCAAGCGCGAUGACAGGCAGAGUUACGAUUCGCCCAGUCGGCCAAUGUUGGGCAGGCGGAGGACCUUCCACGAGCGUGACCCGGAGGUGGACGCGAAGCGCGAGACCAAAACGAGAUAUACAUACGCAGCCGCUUUCCUGGCCCUGAGCUUGGUCAGUUUCACGGUGCAGACAGAAACUGCAGUUUACAUUCAGCACAACCUUGGCUGGAACAAGGCCUACAUGAUGCUCUAUUUAACACACGGCUCAUGGGCUCUCCUCUGGCCGACGCAGCUGAUGAUCCUGCGCCUACAAAAAUGGAACAUGCCAUGGCCUACCUUCUGGCGGCGACACGUCCAGAUCUUGCGCAGCACCGCGCAAAUGGUCGAGCACCAAACGCUGCAUCCCACGGCGCGACAGAUCUCCAAGUCGCCCAUUCCUUACAUGCUCAAGGUGACGGCCUUUGUGACCUGCUCCCUGACCGUCGCCGGCGGUUCCUGGUAUGUGGCUGUGGACCUCACGACGGCUAGCGACCUGACUGCCAUUUACAACUGCUCGGCCUUCUUCGCGUACGCCUUCAGUAUUCCCCUACUCCACGAGCGGGUGCGGUGGGGCAAGGUUAUGGCGGUAGCGGUGGCCAUUGCCGGUGUGCUGGUCGUCGCGUACGGCGACAAGAAGCCCAAGAAGCAUGGCAGCAAGUCCGGUGGUGGCACCGGCGGCGACACGGCGCCUGACGAUGCGGAAGCGCAAAAUCGCGCGCUGGGUAAUCUCGUCAUUGGCGUCGGCUCUGUCCUCUAUGGUUUCUAUGAGGUACUCUACAAGAAGGUCGCUUGUCCGCCGGACGGUUGCUCGCCGGGCCGUGGUAUGAUCUUCGCAAACACGUUUGGCAGCCUCAUUGGCGCUUUCACGCUGCUUAUCUUGUGGAUUCCGAUCCCGCUACUGCACUUUUCGGGGCUGGAGACGUUUGCGCUGCCGCGCGGCGAGCAAGCAUGGAUGCUGAUGAUUAGCGUACUCGCGAAUGCCACGUUUUCUGGCUCGUUCCUUGUCCUCAUUUCUCUGACCUCGCCCGUUCUUUCCUCCGUCGCCGCGCUCCUGACCAUCUUCCUCGUCGCCCUGCUUGACCAGCUGCUCCCGCCGCCUCUCUACCAGCCGCUUUCGGCCGCGGGCAUCGUUGGUGGCCUCCUCAUCAUUGCCGCGUUCCUUGUGUUGAGUUGGAGUACGUACAAGGAGAUGGACGAAGAGAGGCGCAAGAAGCUUGAGGAGGACGUCAGCGACAGUGACGCUGAGAGCCGGCUCGGCGACUAA
Molecule: messenger RNA, 1350 nt
Organism: Aplosporella prunicola CBS 121167
Lineage: Eukaryota; Fungi; Ascomycota; Dothideomycetes; Botryosphaeriales; Aplosporellaceae
Exons: 3
Coding region: 1-1350 (449 amino acids)
Source: RefSeq, a predicted model, not a curated record